Messenger RNA from Cynara cardunculus var. scolymus (artichoke), 1962 nucleotides. Its product is annotated as thioredoxin reductase NTRC-like. The transcript is spliced from 10 exons. The coding region runs from base 14 to 1642 and encodes 542 amino acids. Gene Ontology annotation, biological process: removal of superoxide radicals. The record is from RefSeq and is a predicted model, not a curated record. Gene Ontology annotation, cellular component: cytoplasm. NCBI's taxonomy places the organism in Eukaryota, Viridiplantae, Streptophyta, Magnoliopsida, Asterales, Asteraceae. Gene Ontology annotation, molecular function: thioredoxin-disulfide reductase (NADPH) activity.
CGCUACCAACCUAAUGGCUACAGUUGCGCAGGUUGCCAACGGCGUCGGAAUCGGAAUCGGAAUCGAUGUGCGAAAAGGUAGCCUCAGCCGCCGAGCCACACCUACUAUGUCCAAUCCCUCACUAAUGGCGAACAGAAUCUUUUUCGGGUUGACUGCCCGACGCGCUGCCCCUCUUCGUUUUGACUCGGUUGUUUCCAUCCGUGGUGGGUUCUCCAACUACCACCGUUUUCUCCCGCCGCCGGUGUCAGUGCUUCCUAGAGCUUGUCCGGCUGAUCAGCCUACUCCUUCAGGGGAAGGUGUUGAAAAUUUGGUAAUCAUAGGUUCAGGCCCUGCUGGUUACACAGCAGCAAUCUAUGCAGGUCGUGCCAAUUUGAAGCCUGUAGUGUUUGAGGGAUAUCAAAUAGGCGGUGUCCCUGGUGGACAAUUGAUGACUACCACAGAGGUUGAGAACUUUCCAGGGUUUCCGGAGGGAAUCACUGGUCCAGACUUGAUGGAUAGGAUGCGGUGUCAAGCAGAGCGUUGGGGAGCAGAGCUUUUCCAAGAAGAUGUGGAAUUUGUUGAUGUGAAUAGUAGGCCUUUUACUGUACAAAGUUGUGAUCGUAAGGUAAGCUGCAAUAGUAUUAUAGUGGCUACGGGAGCGACUGCUAAACGACUCAAUUUACCUCGUGAAGAAGAAUUCUGGAGUAGGGGAAUUAGUGCAUGUGCAAUCUGUGAUGGAGCUUCACCACUUUUUAAGGGUCAAGUUCUUGCUGUUGUUGGAGGAGGCGAUACAGCAACCGAGGAAGCAAUAUAUCUGACUAAAUAUGCAAGUCACGUACAUUUACUUGUACGCAGGGAUCAAUUAAGGGCAUCAAGAGCUAUGCAGGACAGAAUUCUUGAUAAUCCAAACAUCACAGUGCACUUCAACACAGAGACGGUUGAUGUUGUCAGCAAUACUAAAGGGCAGUUGUCUGGCAUCUUGAUCAGAAGACUUGAUACAGGAGAGGAAUCAGUACUGGAGGCCAAAGGAUUAUUUUAUGGAAUUGGUCAUUCUCCAAACAGCCAAUUGCUGGAAGGCCAAGUUGAUCUUGAUGACACGGGAUAUAUUUUAGUUCAGGAGGGGACUGCAAAGACAUCCAUUGAAGGGGUGUUUGUUGCUGGAGAUGUUCAGGACCACGAAUGGAGGCAAGCUGUAACUGCAGCUGGAUCAGGAUGCAUUGCUGCUCUAUCGGUGGAGAGAUAUCUUGUCAGCAAUAAUCUUCUUGUUGAAUUUCAUCAGCCCCAUCCUGAAGAAGUUAAGGAAGAGGUCACACAAAGAGAUGGGGAGGAAGGAUUUGACAUUACACUUACCAAGCACAAGGGCCAGUAUGCAGUACGGAAAUUGUACCAUGAAAGUCCCAGGCUCAUUUGUGUAUUAUAUACCGCACCAACAUGUGGUCCAUGUAGGACCUUGAAACCAAUUCUCAACAAGGUGAUCGAUGAGUUUGAGCAGAAUGUACAUUAUGUUGAGAUUGAUAUAGAAGAAGAUGCGGAAAUUGCAGAGGCAGCCAAUAUCAUGGGUACACCGUGUGUCCAAUUCUUUAAGCAUAAAGAAAUGAUCAGGAGUUUAUCAGGGGUGAAAAUGAAGAAAGAGUACAGAGAAUUCAUCGAAGCAAACAAGUGAGCUUUUAUAUAAGCUAUCAACUGGGUUUAUUGUGAACCAAUUUUGAUACUCUAAACUCGUUUUGCCGUAGCAGACAGUUUCCCGAUGCUUAACUGUUGUAUUUUGGGAAGUUUAUCGGAUAUUUGAAAUCAGCUAUAGCAUGCACAUUUCUUUGGGUUUGGAUCAUUCACAGGUUUAGCUGUAUGUUGGUUAAACUUUUGAUAUUUGGGUUGCAUGUAAUGUAAUUUGUCGCUGGUUUUGUUGUUAAAUCAUUGAACGAAGAACACAAGUUGUGGGGCCAAUUGUUGAUGGUAGACCCAUGGAGUGUCCUUGCUAAUUGA